Austrofundulus limnaeus is the source of this 1782-nucleotide messenger RNA. It is a transcript of the gene marveld1, whose product is annotated as MARVEL domain containing 1. Gene Ontology annotation, biological process: myelination. Gene Ontology annotation, molecular function: structural constituent of myelin sheath. The transcript has a single exon. Bases 734 to 1231 code for a protein of 165 amino acids. Gene Ontology annotation, cellular component: membrane. Lineage: Eukaryota; Metazoa; Chordata; Actinopteri; Cyprinodontiformes; Rivulidae. The record is from RefSeq and is a predicted model, not a curated record.
UGAGCAAAGCCAAUUUCCACCAAUCAAUGGACGGGACGGGCGGGGAUUGGUGGUUAGCUCCGCCCUCUGGCCACGUAGCACGAGCAAUCUGUAAACUUGUUCCUGACGUCAGCAGGGCCUGGGCUGCAGCGGGCACCGUCUGUUUCUGUGUGCAAAGAACGCGACAUGUGAGGAUCCCGCGCCGGGGAGUGACGCACGAGCAGGACAAGACUCAUCAGACGGAUUCAGGUCAAACUGAACAGAACAAGUCUUACUGUUGAAGAGAGAUUAAAAAAAAUAAAACAUUUGGGAAUAUGGUUCAGGGGAAACACUGUGUGCGUAAAAGAAACAAAAACUAAUAAUACAGCAGCGUGCACAGAUGAGUCCCGUCAGAGGAGGAGCAGGGUUUCAAUUACAGACCACCCCCCUCUCCCCAUCACACAGCCACCCCCCCAACACUGACUCUACAUCCAACAGAGGAAACGGAAAAGACGAAACAUGCGAGAGGGUCUGUGAUUUCAAAACCCCGGGGCUGUGGAAAGAACAGAAAGUUCCUGUUUACACCCAAACUUUGGCAUUUUUGUUGGAGCCUGUUUCCGCCCUCUAAACCUCGCACUUCCAGUUUUGUUCAUCUUUUUUCCCCAGCUGUUUGCAGCUGGCCAAAAAACAAACUAAUUUAAAAAAAAAAAACAACGGCCGCCCUGUUGGGGAAAAAAAGACUGAAACCCGCGACUGACCCGAGAGGAGGACAGAGAUGCCACCCCAGCCUCCCCCGCCGCAGGUGAAGCAGAACAUCCUGAAGUUCCUCGGGAGCUUCUUGGGGAUCACCCGGAUCCUGCAGGUCGUGUUCGGAGCCGGGCUGUGGGUCACCAUCGCCGCCAACAAAUACGAGGGCCCCGUUCACUUCGUGCUGUUCGUGGCGGUGCUCUUCUGGCUCCUCACCCUCGCGCUGUUCUUCCUCACCCUCCUGGACAAGCAGGACCUGGUCCCGCUGCUGGGGGGGCCGCGCUGGCUGUGCGCCAACCUGGCGCACGACGUGACCGCCGCCCUGCUCUACCUGCCCGCCAUAGGGCUCAUGAUCCACAGGACGGAGCGCAACGCCUACUGCAACCUGGACCAGUACGCGCACUUCUGUCUGUACAAGGUCUACCUGGCGGCCUCCGUGUUCGCCUGCCUGUGCUGCGUCACUUACCUGCUGAGCGUUCUUUAUGAGGGGCGCAGGAAGCACCGGGGGGAGAAGACGGUCUUCUGAGGGGGCCGCGCGGCGAGGCGUCCACUGCAAGAUGAGGAAUAGUUCACUUCACUGUCAUUAAAGAUCUGCUGCCUCCUCGUUCCCAAACUGUCACCACCGCGCUGAGGCUGGUGCAGCUCCAGCACGAGCCCAGAGGAUUAUGGGAGUUUGGUUAUGUGCAGAAAAAAAACAAUGUUAGAGCUUAAUAUGAGUGAUUUCCCUCAAAAAGAACCAAAAAUAACAACAUAAAGAGGAGGUAAAAGUGGAAAACAUUAUUAAUAUAUGGUUAGAUUUGUUCUUGAGUGUUAAACUUGCUCCAUAUAUAGCUAUUUUUUUGGUUACUUUUAUACAUUUUUGUUAUUCUUUAUAUGUUUUUUUAUAAGACAGCAAUUAACUUAUACCUGCUAUGUUUUCAUCCAGGUGUUUUGAACUUUUAACAUUUCAUGUUUUGUCAAAAUGCUGUACACUCAAUAGGUUGUGACAACAACUUCCACAACAGGGAUCUGACUGGUGCUAGCGUGUGUAUCAUUAAUAAAUAAUAUGAAUAAAGGGUGUAGACUGAGAAGCAGUGA